AUGGUCAAGUGUUGUGUUGUUGGGUGCUCGUCGGGGUACUACAAAAACAACACAGAAAAAAUUACGCAAUUUUCUGUCCCGAAAGACGAAAAACUACGAGCUAUUUGGGCAAGAGCAAUUCCACGAGACAAUUUUAUAUUAAGUGAAAAACAUUUUGUAUGUUCCAAACAUUUUCAUGAAGACGAAAUAAUCCGAUUUUGGCAGUCCGGUACAAUACAGAUUCCAUAUAAACAAUUUAAAUUGAAAAUUGGAGCGGUUCCUUCAAUUUUUCCUGGCCCAAAGUACCUAUCCAAGACUUUAAAAAGAAGAAAAGAUCCUGCUAUUCGAAAAUUUGAUGUCCCUUCCAAAAAAAUUAAACUCUCCAUACCAAAUAACCUUCCAAAUUAUGUUGAUGAAAAUGUAGAUGUAUUGGAACAAUGUAGUAAUGUUAAUAAUCUGUUUAAUGAAAUAGCCAACCACGAUAAUUUGUCAUCCAUUAUAAAGUGGCCUUUUACAUUAUCUGAUAGCAAUAAUGAUGUUAAAGAGCAAAGUUAUAACUUUGUUUCAUUGUCUUCUGGAGAUUCAUUUCCUAUUGUGGAAAAAGCAAUUAAAGUUAGUAAUUCUGGAACAAUUACUUUUGGAAUUUUCGGUAAGGAAAUUAGUAAUACUAUUAUCAAUAUAACACCAGGAGAAAAUAUUUAUUCAUUUGCUGAAAAUAUUAAAGAAUUUGAAAAAUUAAGUGUUUGUUAUGGUGGACCAAGAGCUGAAGAAUUUCCUAACUUUUCUUCAAACCUAUGUACUAAAUCAACAACAGGAAGAUUGAAACAUAAUCAAUGUAUACAAGUGGUUAAAAUUGGUUCAUCAUCUUGUAUACGGUGUGCUAGACUAAGAAAUGUAUUAUAUAUGCAGAAACUGAGAAUAAAUUCAAACAAACAAAAAUUAAUUCAACUAUCGCCCACAAAAAGAAACGCAAGUUUCCGUAGAAUUAAAAACAAUUUACAAAAGAACUUUAAUAGGGCUAAGAAAAAAGUCACUGACCUGAAGUUAGAGUUGAAUAAUGUACAAAAAGAAAUGUCAAAAAUAAGUGAUUAUUCUAUUAAAGAAAAAAUUGAUCUAUGUGAAAAUAUAAAUGAGUCUCAAAAAACUUUAAUACUAGAAUGUUUUACUGCAAGUAAAGUAAAAAAUACAAAAAAUCGUAGAUAUUCAGAUAACUGGCUAAUGCUCUGCUUAUUAUUUAAUAUCAGAUCUCCUAGUGCAUAUAAAUACCUGCGCAAUAGUGCAUUAUUACCCUUACCACAUCCUAAAACCGUUAGACGCCAUUUAUCGUUAAUUAAAUCUACUUGUGGGUUUGAUGAAGACUUUUUGAAAAUACUAGCUAAAAAAGUUGACAAAAUGAAUAGUAAAGAGAAACAUGGAGUACUUCUAUUUGAUUCAAUUAAUCUUAGAAAAAGUAUUCAUGUAAAUUCGUCAAAUUUAACAUAUUUAGGUUUAGAAGACUAUGGUAAUGAUAUACCACAUGCUGGCCAUAAAGAAUAUGCGGACCAUGCAUUGGUUUUCAUGUUCCAAUCCCUUGGCUCUAAUUUUUACCAAACAAUUGGUUGUUUCGCUUCAAAAAGUGAAGUUAAAGGGGUCGUUCUUGCAAAAUUGGUAUUAAAAGCCAUAAUACUUUUAAAUAAUAUUGGAAUUAUAAUUGAUGGGAUUGUAUGUGAUGGUGCAAGCACAAACAGAAAAAUGUGGUCUGAAUUAGGUAUUAAUGGUACCCAGGAAGGAAUGAAAAAUUAUUUUGAGCACCCAACUAUUCCAAAUAAAAGGGUCUACGCAUUUUCUGAUUUUAUCCACCUGUUCAAGUGUGUUAGAAACCGUCUCUACAAUAAUAAAAAUCUAAGACUUCAUUCGGAUUCUGAGAGUGUUGCUUGGGGAUACUACAAAGAAGUUUUUAAAGAAGACAUAAAGCAUCCAGCAAAUCUUAGAAUUAUUCCGAGAAUAACACUUCAGCAUCUUGAUCUCUUUCCAAUGGCAAAAAUGAGAGUUAGGCUUUGUACACAGGUAUUCAGCAUGAGUAUGGCCAAAGCUAUGCGAUACUAUAAGAGUAAAAAUUGUCUCAUGCUAAAAGGUUCUGACGAAACAGCAAAUUUUACAGAGUUUUGGAAUAAUCUGUUUGACAAUUUGAAUCGUAACCUACCGUGGCAAGGCUUAAAAAUAGAUGACAGUGAAGGAUUUCAGAACUUAAAGGAUGCACUAUACUACAUUGAUUGUUGGGAAAAUGAGAUGUUAUGUGGAAACAUUAGCACAGCAGAGUUUUUAACAAAUCAAACGGCUGAGGGAUUAAGAGUUACACUGAAUUCCACGAUUGAUUUGUCAAAAUAUUUGUUAGAAACAUGUGACUGA
This is a messenger RNA of Macrosiphum euphorbiae (potato aphid), 2367 nucleotides long. The record is from the annotation of a GenBank genome assembly. Lineage: Eukaryota; Metazoa; Arthropoda; Insecta; Hemiptera; Aphididae.